Messenger RNA from Parascedosporium putredinis, 1647 nucleotides. NCBI's taxonomy places the organism in Eukaryota, Fungi, Ascomycota, Sordariomycetes, Microascales, Microascaceae. The record is from the annotation of a GenBank genome assembly.
AUGAGAGCCAUGGCAGACCAUCACAAAGCGCCUCCCAGCUACGAAUCCGGCCAAUUCUCCCGUUCAUCGACGACGCUCGUCCCCUCCGAUUCGCCAAAGGUCCCGCUAGCCCAACACAACGGACAGCAGCCCGGCCUGCUCACCGCCUCCAACUCCUUCACACGGCUGUCGCCCGGCGCCGACGCCGACCCCUAUGUCCGCCGCGUCAAGAGUUCGGUGAACCUGUCCCACCGCUCGGGGAGUGACCUCGACGCGGGGCCCUCCUUCGACGGACCCCGCACGGCCGCGCAGCCACCGCCCGCGGGGACGAAAGCCGUGCUCAAGCAGGCUCUCGAGGAGGCCCAGUUCUUCGCCGGCGGCAUUUUAUCCCGCGCCGUGGAAUCCACCAAGCACUACAGCAUCAUCCGCCACUCCUUCGCCAUCCAAAAGGGAUUCUCCGGCAAGACGGGCAUGGCGCUCAAGGCCAGGCUGGGCGGGGGUGUCGACGGCUGGAUCAACGUCACCCCGGCCUCCGCCGCCUCGGCGUCGCAGCUGCCUCCCAACGACGAGCGCGCUUUCCAGCGGGACCUGAAGCGCUUCGCCGAGAAGGCGUCGGGUCGCCUCCGGAAACACCUCCCGCGCGAAACGCUUGUGGUGAGGAUCCCGGCCGGGGCGUCGGACGGGUACUAUCGGCUCGUCUUGUGUGAGGGUGCGGACCCGGGCAAGCGUCAUACGUGGCGCGGGCCUCCGCUCCAUCCCCUCGAGGUCGGUGUCAAGGUCGGUUCCGUGAUCGCGACCAACACGGUGCUCCGCUAUGUGGCUCCCGUGACCGGGAUCGUGGGGUCCCGCGUCGCCAAGUACGGGUCCAAGAUGAAGUUGGCGAAGAAGGGCGCGUCCAUGGCUUACCAGCAGCACGAUGAACAGUGGAGGAAUAUCCGCCAGCAAAAGCACAACCAGUUGCUAGCGGCGGAUGCGGGGCUCCUGAGCACCGGCGAUCCCUCCAUCGUGUGCGCGAUCGGCUCCGAGAUGGGUCCGGAGCCUCCCUUUCCGACAAGGUUCACCGGGGUGGUGGUCAAAGGGACGGGUCUUUCUAGGGAGAGGUACGGCGUUCCGACCGCCAACCUGUCUGGCUUGCCGGAGGAGAUCAAGGCCUCCUUCAAGGGCGUUUUCGUCGCCUGGGCCCGCGUUCAGCCCAAGAAGGACCUCAACGUGACCAACGAGUGGUGCGAGGCCGUUGUCACCGUUGCGCCGUUGAUGCAUGGCCCUGUGGGAGCGGUGCGCAAAACAAAAGCCGCCGUUCACUUCCUCAACGAUUUUGAAGUUGACUUUUUCGAGGCAAAGGUCGAUGUGCUCUUGAUGGGUUUCAUCCGCCAGGCGACAAUGCUUCCGAACGAGCCCUCUGAUGCGCUGGAUAGUGCGAUGCUCGACGCCCUGCUACAAGACGUCAUCGUGUCGGUGGCGAGCUUGAGGAGGGAGCACUGGGGACACGAGGACGCCCUUCAGCGGCUAAAGACGGUUGAGUCGGAGAAGAGCUUCUCCUCCAAGCUCAUGGAUGUGCGGGACAAGGUACAGAAUAACCUAGAGAGGGUCCCGCUGCAUCUUGCCGGGGUACGGUCGGAGUCUGAUCAGUUCCGGGACGCUGUUUACGGAGCGGGGGAUUGUACAUAA